Molecule: messenger RNA, 2094 nt
Organism: Vitis vinifera (wine grape)
Lineage: Eukaryota; Viridiplantae; Streptophyta; Magnoliopsida; Vitales; Vitaceae
Product: importin subunit alpha-9
Exons: 11
Coding region: 135-1688 (517 amino acids)
Biological process (GO): NLS-bearing protein import into nucleus
Cellular component (GO): nucleus; cytoplasm
Molecular function (GO): protein binding; nuclear import signal receptor activity
Source: RefSeq, a predicted model, not a curated record
AACAAAAAAGAAAAAAUAAAAAAACCGAAAGAGGAGAAAAAAGGCGGAGGAUUUUGGCGCUUGAGGUUUUUUGCCGGAAUCUCUACUGUAAAACCCCACUUCGUUCAUCUGCUUCUUCGAUUUAGUUGUCAAUAAUGGCUGAUGAUGGAUUGGCUUCGCAUAGAAGAGACCCUAUCAAGUCUUCAGUUGGGAAUGUGGCGGCAAAUCGAAGGAGGCAACAAGCUAUUACAGUGGGAAAGGAAAGAAGAGAAGCUUUGGUGCGCACGAAGCGCCUUUGCAGGGUGGGGAUUAGCGGCGACAGUGAUGUUCCAGUUGAUGGUGAUAUGAUGAUUGAUGAAGAGCAGUCAAUAUUAGAGACACAGACUUCUUCAGCUGUGGAAGAGUUAAAGUCAACGGUCAUUUAUCAGGGAAAAGGUGCAAUGCAGAAGAGGGUGAGUGCCCUUCGUGAUUUAAGGCGUCUAUUAUCAAGAUCCGAAUUCCCUCCAAUUGAAGCUGCUCUUAAAGCUGGAGCAGUUUCUGUUCUUGUGCAGUGUCUUUCAUUUGGUUCUCCAGAUGAGCAGUUGCUUGAGGCAGCUUGGUGCCUUACAAAUAUUGCAGCUGGAAAACCAGAAGAAACAAAAGCUUUGGUGCCUGCAUUACCACUGCUUAUUGCUCAUUUGGGAGAAAAGAGUUCCCCUCCUGUUGCUGAGCAGUGUGCAUGGGCGUUGGGAAAUGUUGCUGGUGAAGGAGAGGAGCUGAGAAAUAUUCUACUAUCACAAGGAGCCUUACCACCUCUUGCUAGAAUGAUGGUGCCAAAUAAGGGCUCAACUGUGAGAACAGCUGCUUGGGCAUUAUCGAAUCUAAUCAAGGGACCAGAUCCUAAAGCUGCAUCAGAACUCAUACAAAUUGAUGGGGUACUAGAUGCAAUUCUUAGGCAUUUGAGAAAAGGGGAUGAAGAGUUGGCAACUGAAGUAGCAUGGGUGGUAGUUUAUCUCUCAGCCCUUUCAGACACUGCCACUAGCAUACUGGUGAAGAGUAAUCUCCUUCAACUACUAGUUGAAAGAUUAGCGACAUCAAAUAGUUUGCAAUUGCUCAUUCCGGUGCUGAGAAGUUUAGGAAACCUUGGAGCUGGUGCUAGUCAUGCAACUUGUAUUCUUGUGGUUGGACAUGAAAUGACAGAUAAUUUUAUAGCAGCACUUGUAAAAUGUUUGGGAAGUGAGCACCGGGUCUUGAAGAAGGAAGCAGCUUGGGUGCUAUCCAAUAUAGCUGCUGGUUCCAUUGAACACAAGAAGUUGAUAUAUUCAAGUGAAGCAGUACCAUUGUUACUGCGCCUUCUUUCAACUGCACCAUUUGAUAUAAGGAAAGAGGUAGCAUAUGCAUUGGGCAACCUCUGUGUAGUUUCAUCAGAAGGUGGUGGAAAGCCAGCUCUGAUCCUGGAACACUUGGUUUCACUUGUUGGUAGAGGUUGCCUUCUGGGUUUUAUUGAUUUGGUCAGAUCUGCUGAUACUGAGGCUGCAAAGCUUGGGCUUCAAUUCAUGGAGCUGGUCCUAAGGGGGAUGCCAAAUGGUGAGGGUCCAAAGCUUGUGGAGAGAGAGGAUGGGAUUGAUGCAAUGGAAAGAUUCCAAUUUCAUGAAAAUGAAGACCUUCGAAACAUGGCAAACGGGUUAGUUGAUACGUACUUUGGGGAGGAAUAUGGGCUUGACGAAUAGGCAUCCUCGCCCAACUGAUGCCUGGAUUUGGAAUGACCCCUGGUUCCAAUCCCUCAUCCGUGAUGUAUACUACACCUUUAUCUUAGUCUCCUUUGGCAAUGUUUGCUGCAAGUUCGACCCCAAAUUUAGGGUCCACACUAAAUAUGAUCUUGCAUGGGGAAGUCUCAUCUGCUGUAGGUUGAUCAUCUAACAUGUCUGUCAUCUGAAGCGUAUUUGGAGAAUUUCUUCUUGUCAAACAUGUAAAUUUUUUAGCUUCCAUUUCUCUGUGUUGCUGGGUUUGGUCGAGGACUGUAUAUUAAACCGCUUUGCACAUUAGUGUUCAUCUUUACGUUUACUCGGAAAUGGACUCAUUUCCAGAAUUUGUAGCCUAUUAAUCCGGAAAACAAAAAUUUCGUGUUGUUUCUUA